UAUGGUGGAGAAGCCGCUCUGGCCAUACUUGGCCGCACUCUCUCGUCUCCUCUUUCCGGUUCCGGUAAUAGACGGCCUGUUGCUGUCUGUUUUCGCGCCUGUCGCUUGGUGAAUUGCAGCGACAGGAGCUCAGCCCGGUGACAACAUGUCGUACAACUACGUGGUGACGGCGCAGAAACCCACUGCGGUCAAUGCGUGUGUGACAGGACACUUCACAUCUGAGGAUGACUUGAAUCUGCUGAAAGCCAAGAAUACCCGCCUGGAGAUUUAUGUAGUGACGGCAGAGGGUCUCCGCCCUGUGAAGGAGGUUGGGAUGUAUGGCAAGAUCGCUGUUAUGGAGCUUUUUAGACCCAAGGGUGAGAGCAAAGACCUUCUUUUUGUACUGACUGCCAAAUACAAUGCCUGCAUCCUGGAAUAUAAGCAGACUGGGGACAGCAUUGAUAUUAUAACUCGUGCACAUGGCAAUGUUCAGGAUCGUAUCGGCAGACCUUCUGAAACAGGCAUCAUUGGGAUUAUUGAUCCAGACUGCCGCAUGAUCGGGUUGCGUCUGUAUGAUGGUCUAUUCAAAGUAAUUCCCCUGGAUAGAGACAAUAAAGAGUUAAAAGCUUUCAACAUACGAUUAGAAGAGCUGCAUGUCAUUGAUGUCAAGUUCCUGUACAGCUGUCAAGCGCCCACUAUUUGCUUUGUGUACCAAGAUCCACAGGGCCGUCAUGUCAAAACCUAUGAGGUGUCACUCAGGGAAAAGGAGUUUAGUAAAGGUCCAUGGAAGCAGGAAAAUGUGGAGGCCGAAGCAUCUAUGGUGAUUGCAGUUCCAGAGCCUUUUGGAGGAGCCAUUAUAAUAGGUCAGGAAUCUAUAACUUACCACAAUGGUGAAAAAUACUUGGCAAUAGCUCCUCCAAUUAUUAAGCAAAGUACUAUUGUAUGUCAUAAUCGUGUAGAUGUAAAUGGCUCCCGGUAUCUUCUUGGAGACAUGGAGGGUCGCUUAUUUAUGUUGCUGCUGGAGAAGGAAGAACAAAUGGAUGGAAGCGUCACUCUGAAGGACCUCCGGGUGGAGCUACUGGGGGAGACGUCCAUUGCUGAAUGUCUGACUUACCUGGAUAAUGGAGUAGUGUUUGUAGGCUCUCGUCUUGGAGAUUCCCAACUAGUAAAGCUUACUGCGGACAGCAACGAGCAGGGCUCAUAUGUUGUGGCAAUGGAAACGUUCACUAACUUGGGCCCUAUUGUGGACAUGUGUGUCGUAGACCUGGAGAGACAGGGUCAAGGACAGCUUGUUACCUGCUCUGGAGCUUUCAAGGAAGGUUCACUACGAAUUAUCAGAAAUGGCAUUGGAAUCCAUGAACAUGCCAGCAUUGACCUACCAGGCAUCAAGGGUUUGUGGCCGCUACGGGUUGCUGCCAAUCGCGAGACAGAUGACACUUUAGUUUUGUCUUUUGUGGGACAGACCAGAGUUUUGACGUUGUCUGGGGAAGAAGUAGAGGAAACUGACCUUGCAGGAUUUGUUGAUGACCAGCAAACCUUUUUCUGUGGGAAUGUAGCACAUAAGCAGCUCAUUCAGAUAACAUCCGCCUCAGUACGACUGGUUUCACAGGACCCACAAAGUCUGGUUAGUGAAUGGAAAGAGCCACAAGGACGUAAAGUCAGUGUGUGCUCCUGCAACAGCCGCCAAGUACUGCUUGCAGUGGGCAGAGUCCUCUACUACCUGGAAAUCCUCCCUGGGGAGCUCAAACAGCUCAGUUGCACUGAAAUGGAACAUGAAGUUGCCUGUCUGGAUGUCACUCCAUUGGGUGGCAGUGAUGCCAUGUCCACACUUUGCGCUAUUGGCCUGUGGACAGAUAUUUCUGCACGAAUCCUAAGCUUACCAGGAUUUCGGUUAUUACACAAAGAGAUGCUAGGAGGAGAGAUUAUCCCAAGGUCCAUCCUCAUGACUUCAUUUGAAAAUAGCCACUACCUGCUGUGUGCCCUGGGGGAUGGAGCUCUCUUCUAUUUUAGCCUCAAUACAGAAACAGGUCUCUUGAGUGACAGAAAGAAGGUGACCCUAGGGACACAGCCCACUGUUUUGAGGACUUUCCGAUCUCUGUCUACCACUAAUGUAUUUGCUUGUUCUGACCGGCCUACAGUCAUCUACAGCAGCAACCAUAAGCUAGUCUUCUCCAACGUGAACUUGAAAGAGGUCAACUACAUGUGCCCCCUGAACUCUGAAGGUUAUCCUGAUAGUUUGGCCCUAGCUAAUAACAGCACCCUGACAAUUGGAACUAUUGAUGAAAUACAAAAGCUUCACAUCAGAACUGUACCGCUAUAUGAGUCUCCUAGGAAGAUUUGCUAUCAGGAAGUGUCUCAAUGUUUUGGGGUGCUCUCCAGCCGAACUGAGGUGCAAGAUGCUAGUGGGGGCAGCUCUCCUCUCCGACCUAGUGCCAGUACCCAGGCCCUUUCCUCCAGUGUGAGCAGUAGUAAGCUGUUUUCGGGGAGCACAUCACCCCACGAAACCUCAUUUGGAGAAGAAAUAGAGGUCCAUAACCUUCUCAUCAUAGAUCAACACACAUUUGAAGUGCUGCACACGCAUCAGUUCCUGCAGAAUGAGUACACACUCAGCUUAGUGUCCUGUAAGCUGGGAAAGGAUCCAAGCACUUAUUUCAUUGUGGGCACUGCCAUGGUGUACCCAGAUGAGGCAGAACCAAAGCAAGGAAGGAUUGUGGUUUUCCAAUAUUCUGAUGGAAAGCUGCAGACUGUCGCAGAGAAGGAAGUUAAGGGAGCUGUGUACUCUAUGGUUGAAUUUAAUGGAAAGCUAUUGGCCAGCAUCAACAGCACAGUCCGUCUGUAUGAAUGGACAGCAGAAAAGGAGCUGCGCACAGAAUGCAACCAUUACAACAAUAUCAUGGCCUUAUACUUAAAAACCAAGGGGGAUUUUAUCCUGGUGGGAGACUUGAUGCGUUCAGUGCUGCUUCUGGCUUACAAACCAAUGGAAGGAAACUUUGAGGAGAUUGCCCGGGAUUUUAACCCCAACUGGAUGAGUGCAGUGGAGAUACUAGAUGAUGAUAACUUCUUGGGAGCAGAGAAUGCAUUUAACUUAUUUGUAUGCCAAAAAGACAGUGCUGCCACUACAGAUGAGGAAAGACAACACUUACAGGAAGUUGGACUCUUUCACUUAGGAGAGUUUGUUAAUGUUUUCUGUCAUGGCUCUCUGGUCAUGCAGAAUCUUGGGGAGACCUCUCCUCCUACACAAGGCUCAGUGCUCUUUGGCACAGUUAAUGGGAUGAUUGGACUGGUGACAUCAGUGUCGGAGAGCUGGUACAAUCUUCUACUAGAUGUUCAGAACAGACUCAACAAAGUGAUCAAAAGCGUGGGAAAGAUUGAACACUCUUUCUGGAGGUCAUUUCAUACAGAAAGAAAGACUGAAGCUGCAACUGGGUUCAUAGAUGGAGAUCUUAUUGAAAGCUUCUUGGACAUCAGUCGGUCAAAGAUGCAGGAGGUAGUCGCAAAUCUACAGAUUGACGACGGCAGUGGCAUGAAGAGAGAGACCACAGUGGAUGACCUGAUCAAGAUUGUGGAAGAGCUAACCAGGAUUCACUGAUCUGUGUCCUUUUUGAUCUUGUUUACCCCUUAGGCUUCCCCAGUAUUCUCUGAGCAUUGUGGGAGCAGCCUCCCAUGGGCCCGAAGGACAGCAACAUAUGCUUGUAUGCAUCGAAUCAGUGUCUGCGGCGGGAAUACCUCGCUUUGCUGCCCAAGUGGCACUUAUGUCUUUGCUUCCAGAGGUGGUCAGUGCAAUGAAGGCCUCCCUCCAUCAGUAGGAUAAAAUAAGUGGUUGUUCGGGUUGCUCCCUGCCCAGCUCCUUUGCUCCAUACAUAUUGCUGUUCUCCUAUAUUGUAUGUAUUUUUUCCAUAUAUAUUACAUUGUGAAAAGUAGGGUCCCCCCCUAUGGACUUUCUGCAUAGCAAGAGCAAGGUUGAGCUGUGACAUAACCUGUGCAGGAAAUGGGGCAUAUGAUGUCAUCUGCAGCAACUGUGGGGUGUUUCAUGUGCUAGUUUUUGCCUAAUGGUGCAGUGUCCCUCCCUUCCAGUCUUCUCUUUAAAAAAAAAGGGUAAAUGGGGAGGUUAUUUUCCAAGAUUUUAGGAAAUAAAUCAGACUGGAAUUGAAGUUCUGCUCUCUGCGUUUUUACUGAGAUGGACUCAAAAUAUGUAAAUUUGUUUUUCCUGUUGAAUAAUUUGCAUGUUGGUCACUGCUUGUCCUUUGCUUUAGCAAGCUAUAAUUCCUUGAAGGGGUACUCUGGUGGAAAAUCAUUUUAUUUAUUUUUUUUUGUUUUUUUUUUUAUCAACUGGUGCCGAAAAGUUAUACAGAUUUGUAAAUUACUUCUAUUUAAAAAUCUUAAUCCUUCCAGUACUUAUCAGCUGCUGUAUGCUCCACAGGAAGUUCUUUUUGAAUUUCUUUUCUCUCUGAGCACAAUGCUCUCUGCUGACACCUCUGUCCAUGCCAGGAACUGUCCAGAGCAGUAGCAAAUCCCCAUAGUAAACCUAUCCUGCUCUGGACAGUUCCUAACACUGACAGAGGUUUCAGCGCAGAGCACUGUGGUCAGACAGAAAAGAAAUUCAUAAAGAAAAGAACUUCCACUGGAGCAUACAGCAGUUGAUAAGUACUGGAAGGAUUAAGAUUUUUAAAUAGAAGUAAUUUACACACAAAAAAAAAAGUUUUCCAUUGGAGUACCCCUUUAAGGAGAGUCCGCGGGUUGUUUCUGUGGGGCGAUUCAUGAGCAAACGGACUGAAUAUGUAUCUUUCUGCAAUGCCAGUCAUCAUAGCUUGUAUCAUGAACUGGUAAGAGGUGCACAAAAUGUACUAAUAUUGUACAGUACAUUCCCAGCAUGGAAGAAGAUCUGUAUGCAUUGUUAUGCAAGGCGUAAUGAAGUGUAUGACAUGACACUAUAUUUAGUUGUGUGUUUUUUAUUUUAUUUUAUUUUAUUUUUUAACUUUUGGCUUUAGUUGCUGUUUUAAAAUGAUAAUUUUGGACAUUGGCCUAUGAAUAAAACUGCCAAGGUUUGAAUAGACCUAUCCCCUUUAAAGCACCAGUUUAUUAUCCGUCUGACAGCAGUGGUCAGGCUCUGUUCACAUGAUAUCUUAUUCUGUAAAGCAGUGUUUCCCAACCAGGGUGCCUCCAGCUGUUGCAAAACUACAACUCCCAGCAUGCCCGGACAGCCGUUGGCUGUCCGGGCAUGCUGCGAGUUGUAGUUUUGCAACAGCUGGAGGCACCCUGGUUGGGAAAUACUGCCGUAAAGUAUGCUACUGUAUAGUCACAAACAUGGCUACACAGUUAGAAUCUAACUUUUUUAUAGGAAUAAAAUUGUGAUGGUUAGAUGACUAGGUCAGCAUCUCCAAAAAGACAGGGCAUGUGGGGUUUGCCAUUACAAAAGCGAUGUCUCUGCUGAUGAAAGCUUCUUGUUUUCUGUAGCUUGUCGUAUAGCUGCAAACUGGUCAUAGUGCAAGUCACCUGUCCACCACUUAACAAUGGGCAUUGAACUGUGAAAUAAUAAAAGGUGGUGGUGUUAUCUGAAGAA
Messenger RNA from Hyla sarda, 5539 nucleotides. It is a transcript of the gene DDB1, whose product is annotated as damage specific DNA binding protein 1. The record is from RefSeq and is a predicted model, not a curated record. Gene Ontology annotation, biological process: proteasome-mediated ubiquitin-dependent protein catabolic process; DNA repair. The transcript has 26 exons. Gene Ontology annotation, cellular component: site of double-strand break; nucleus. Bases 146 to 3568 code for a protein of 1140 amino acids. NCBI's taxonomy places the organism in Eukaryota, Metazoa, Chordata, Amphibia, Anura, Hylidae. Gene Ontology annotation, molecular function: nucleic acid binding; protein binding.